Molecule: messenger RNA, 4272 nt
Organism: Colossoma macropomum (tambaqui)
Lineage: Eukaryota; Metazoa; Chordata; Actinopteri; Characiformes; Serrasalmidae
Gene: abtb2a
Product: ankyrin repeat and BTB (POZ) domain containing 2a
Molecular function (GO): protein heterodimerization activity
Source: RefSeq, a predicted model, not a curated record
GGCCGCGCGCUCAGAUACUGUUUGCCUUAAAACAACAACCAAACAGAUGGACGCGCGUUAACUGUGAAAACAGCAGCUUUUUGGAGUGCAGCCGGACUUUCAGCCUUCCUCUACCUGCAAGCGAGCCUGGAUCGUCCUGUACCCGUCAGACUCGCCGAGAUGGCAGCUUUAAGCAGCCUUAACGUGAAGACUCUGGAAGAUCUGACUCUGGACUCAGGCUAUGGAGCAGGAGACUCGUCCGGGUCCCUGAGCCUGUCCUCGUCAAAGUCCAACUCCCAGCUCGUCUCGGCUCCUCAUCGGGGCAACUGGUGGCAGUGCUCGGGCUCCAUGGACAGCAGGCACGGCAGUUGGGACACGGUGAACACGGUUCUGCCGGAGGACCCGGAGGACAUUUUCUCCAAAUGCCCGCGCCUGCCGGAUCUGGAGGAGUUUCCGUGGACGGAAGAUGACAUCGAUGCCGUCCUGCGCAAGGCUGCACCGGGCGCGUCGUUCACGGCCGACUUCGUCCGCCGCUUCUCCGCGCUCUCCCGCAGGGCCCUGCUGCGCGUGGCCAGGGAGGCGCAGCGCCUGAGCGUGCUGCACUGCAGGUGCACGCGCUUCGAAGUGCAGAGCGCCGUGCGCCUGGUGACCAGCUGGCGGCUCGCCGAGAGCUGCCUCGCGGCCACGGUGAAGGCCAUCUCCCUGUACAGCAUGAGCUCCGGCGAGUCUUUGCGCAGGGGGAAGUCCGCGCGCUGCGGCCUUGCGCUCUCCGUGGGCCGCUUCUUCCGAUGGAUGGUGGACACGCGCGUCUCCGUGCGCGUGCACGAGCACGCAGCCAUCUGCCUGGCCGCGGCCGUGGAGAGGCUGAUGGAGGAGGUGGCUGGGAGGGCGCUGGAGGUGCGCGGCGGAGGUGCCCCCUGCUGCGUGGUGCACGUGGACGCCCUGGAGGCAGCGGUCAGUAACGACGCAGAGCUGUACGGCCUCCUGCAGAGCUACGAACACCUCAUCUGCGGGAAGAAUGCCAACGGUGAGCUGUCCCUGCCUGCCCACUUCAGUCCAUAUGCUGGUGGUGGUGUCAGUCCCCAGGGGUCAGAGAGCAGAGAGGAUGCCUGCGCUCAGCUGGAGCUGCGGACACUGGAGCAGGCUCUUCUGGCCACCUGCGUGGGCAGCAUCUCAGAGCUCAGUGACCUGGUGUCCCGUGCAAUGCACCAUAUGCAGCGCCUGAUCUCCGGGGGGCGCUGUCUCAGUCCUGGACGUCCCGGCCACACACAGCCCCUCUCCUGGUCUGCUGAUGCCCUCCACACCCUGUACUACUUCCUCCGCAGUCCACAAAUGGAGUCCUUAGAGAACCCAAACCUGGAGCCCCCCAGGAUGGCCCUCAGCAAAGAAAGGCCCUUCCCCUUACUGCCCCCUCUGAUGGAGUGGAUGCGGGUCGCGAUGGUUCACGCUGAGCAUCGACGCAGUCUGUUUGUGGACAGUGAUGAUGUGAGGCAGACGGCCAGACUUCUACUGCCCGGACUGGACUGUGAACCAAGACAGCUGAAGCCAGAGUGCUGUUUCAGCUCUUUUAAGCGCUUGGACUCGAAAGCUGCGACAGACAAGUUCAAUCUGGAUCUGGGCUUUCGAAUGCUUAACUGUGGACGCACAGAUCUGAUUGGUCAGGCUAUCCAACUGCUGGGUCCAGAUGGAGUCAACACCAUGGAUGACCAGGGCAUGACCCCUUUGAUGUAUGCCUGCUCUGCUGGGGAUGAAGCGCUGGUGCACAUGCUCAUUCAUGCAGGGGCCAACCUGGAUUUAGCUGUGCCCAGCUGCUCUUCAAAGCACCCCUCUGUUCACCCUGACAGUCGCCACUGGGUGGCGCUCACUUUCGCUGUGCUGUAUGGACAUAUUUCCGUGGCACAGCUGCUGCUGGACAUGGGAGCAGACGUGGAGGGCCGUGCCCUUAGGACUGGACACCAAGGUUCAGCAGAAACCCCCCUCCAACAGGCAUCUGCUGCAGGAAACUAUGAGAUGGUCAGUUUGCUGCUGUCCCGUGGUGCUGACCCCAUGUUUCGCGUGCAUAGUGGGAGCACACUGACAUCAUCACUGUAUGAGGAUAUGAACUGUUUCAGUCACGCUGCAGCACAUGGACACAGGAAUGUGUUGAGGAAGUUACUGAGCCAGCCCCACAGGCUGCAGGAGGAUGUGCUGUCUCUGGAGGAGAUCCUGGCGGAGGGGGUGGAGGGGAAGCCGAGGGAGGAGGUUAAGGAUUCGCUCCGCUCUCACUCCUCCUCCAGCAACGGCGGCGUCCCAUACAUGUCCAAGGCCCAAAGCCGAGCCCUACAGGAGGCCAGCCUGCACAGUGCUGAACAUGGCUACCUGGAUGUGACCAUGGAGCUCCGAGCACUCGGUGUGCCGUGGAGGCUGCAUGUGUGGCUGGAGUCCGUGCGCAUUGCUCAGCUACAGUCCAGGACCGAGGUCACUCUUUCACUGCUGAGAGACUUCACCUCCAUGUGGCAGGAGAAAUACUGCGAGGAGCUCAUCUCAGAUGGCCUGCCACUGCUUUUCUCCAUCUUUAGAACCACCAAGAAUAAGGAGAUCCGUGAAUGGCUGGGAGUUGUUUGGAGCCACUGCUUUGGCUCUGCUGUGUUGCCUCCUAUUCCUGCAGUGAGGAACACACCUGCUGCUCAACUGGAUGCUCAUUUCCUGAAUAACUCUGAGAUGUCUGAUGUGACGUUCCUGGUGCAAGGCCAGCCAUUCUACGCCCACAAAGUGCUUCUCAUGUCUGCGUCUCAGAGGUUCAAAGAGCUGCUCAGCGUUUGCAGAUCCAAUGGCACAGCGGACCAUAAUAUCAUUGAGCUCACUGACAUCAAGCACAGCACUUUCCAGAUGCUGAUGGCUCAUCUGUACGGUGGAGUAGCUGGGAAUUCAGAAGCGUCUCUCUCAGAUAUGUUAGAGCUCCUGCCCGUGUCUCACUCCUUCCAGCUCAGCACCCUUAAGAGGCACUGUGAAGUCCACUGUGCAGAGAGGAUGACCCCCCGCAACGCUGUCCUCAUCUACCACACAGCCAAGGCGAGCUGUGCGGCAGAGCUGGCUGAAUUCUGCGAAGGCUUCUUCUUGCAGAACAUGCCCCAGAUGCUGCAGCGGAGAGAGUUUGAGGAGCUGCUGCUGGGGUCCGAGUGCGGUCCAGACCAGGAGCCGGACACUCUGGAGGCCCUGCAGGCAACACUGGCCUCCAGGCUGCGAUAUCUUGGCAGCUCGUUCAUGGUGUGAUGGCAGGGCAGAAACGUGCUAAUUGUGCCCGCAUGGAAAACCUAUUGAAGUGGAAAACUUGGCCCAAGCGGUAGUGGAGAUGUGCCUUGACAGGACAGACAGAGCAAUUAGGCUGAUAUCUCAUUACUUACAGAACGAGCCAGUGCUGAAUAUGUAUAAGGCAGUGCAUUUAGAACACAGCCACGUUCUUCUGUAGAUGUCGGGAGAUGUUGUGCACUCAUUAGCGAGAUGCGGCAAGUUCCCGUUCGGCAAAUGCAUUCAAAUACGGACUGAUGAGCGCAGGAAAGGAAGUAGGGAGAAAUGAGUUUGGUAAAGAAUGCAUUAUAAACAUAUAGUCGUGUGCAAAAGUUUGGGCACCCCUGAUCCAAUGACGUUUUGUUGAUUUAUAUAAGUGAAAAGAAGUGAACAGAGAACACACUUCUGCACACUUCAAUGCAGUUGCCGUUUAUUUACUUAAAUUAAGCAUAGAAUUUUGCCUGUGCAAAAGUUAUGGCACAUUUUGUUUAUCCUCGGUAAACUCAGCAAAUAAAUAUAAACUGUGUACUACAGUUAGCAGAAAUGCUAAUAUUUGUUUGCCUGUUGAGGAUGUGUUAACAUAUUAUCACACAGAAAAUUAACCAAAUGUAAUUUAUUCAGGGGCGCCCAGACUUUUACAUAUGACUAUACAUACAGUGAUAGGUCACACAGUGAUAUGUGCUGCAGUAAUAGUGCCCUCUAGCGGAUAAAAUGGGAUGUUGACGCCUGUUAGAAAGAAAGACAGUGCAGUAAUGUGAAUGAAAGUAAUUGUGAAAAAUGUUUUUUAAUACUAAUAAUUUGUACAUAGUUUUGUCCACGUUUAUAAGUGCUUCCAUUUUAACAUGUAAAUAUGUUACUGAUGUAAUAAGUGGUACGUGGUACAUUGGGACCAUUUUAAAAGACCUAAAUUAUUUGAAAUAUUAUAUUCCUCUGUACUGCUAGGGCUCUUGAUUGAUCUCACUGUAAACCUCUGGUGUAUUUACAAGAAAUCAAGCAAUCAAGCAAUAAAUGUGAAGUAUUGUAUUU